AUGGGUAUUUUUUUACAAGAAGAUAAUCAGAUAAAUACGAACAAUAUAACGAUACAAAAAAACGAUGUAUCCCGUGAAAUGCGUGGCAACAUUAUAGGAAAAUUCAAAGGAUUUCGUGGCUGUACCUUAUGGCUAACAGGACUGUCGGGUGCGGGAAAAACAUCAAUAGCAUUUAACCUAGAAAAUUACUUAGUUAAACUGGGGAUUCCCGCGUACAGUUUGGACGGCGACAAUAUGAGAAGCGGUUUGAAUAAAAAUUUGACCUUCAGCAAAGAAGAUCGGCAAGAAAACAUAAGACGAUCUGCUGAAGUUGCUAAAUUAUUUUCCGAUAGCGGACAUAUCACAAUCUGCAGUUUUGUAUCGCCAUUUAGCGAGGACCGUUCCUUGGCGCGUAAAAUCCAUCAAGAUGUCGGCUUGAAGUUUUUUGAAAUAUUUAUUAACGCGUCGCUAGACGUCUGUGAGUCACGUGACGUGAAGGGCCUCUACGAAAAAGCACGAAACGGCACAAUAAAAAGUUUCACGGGGAUCGGUCAAAACUACCAGGUGCCAAUUGAUCCAGAUUUAAUUUUAGAUACCGAGCAACAAACUCUCGAUGAAUCGACAAUUACUUUAGUUAAAUUUCUCGAGGGUAAAAAAAUUAUACCAAAUACUCCUGAGUGUAGAGUUGAGAUAAGAAAUAAUUUAUUUUUCAAUAACCAACAAACUAAAUUAUAA
Molecule: messenger RNA, 714 nt
Organism: Cotesia congregata
Lineage: Eukaryota; Metazoa; Arthropoda; Insecta; Hymenoptera; Braconidae
Source: the annotation of a GenBank genome assembly